AUGAAGCAUCGGCUUCAGGAAGACCAGAAGGCCGUAGCAGUGGGGGCUUUGUGUCGGCCAGGCAAUACGCAGCGCCGUCAGUCCAAGAAACCUCAGCGAUUACCAAAGCUAUCUUCAAAGUCGGAGCCAAUGCUCAACACACGCCCAAUUUCGUUCGACACGGAGAGAGACCACGUCAUGUCGGAUCUUCACCUUCCAUCGCCUACGCGCUCGGUCAUCGAUCGCCACGUGCAGGUUACUAAGCACAGCACUCAACAGGCUCAAGAAUCGCUCCCACCAGUAGCUGGGGCCUUUAAAAAGCGUGGGGCGCCUUCUUCAAAGUUUCCUCAGGCAUAUGCACGUAACGAGCUGCCUAUUAUGAUCGAAGGUGGUAAGGGCGGCGGGAAGUCCGGCUUGCGCUGGAUGGCACCGAUGGAAGACUUGGAUUUUGGUAAAUAUUUCCCGCUUUUUGUAGAUGGCAUGCGCGAGAAAGCUUUUCCGUUCAGCUUUUUGGCUCGUGAAGGAGCUUUCCAGUUGGCCGCCUUUGCACAACGACAUCCGAACAAACUUGUCGACUGUCUGCACCGUGUGAUCCCAGUACUCCGCACAAACUUGGAGACUCGUGACGACAGAGCACUGCGAGAUGCGCUUCUAUUGCUGCAGCAGAUCACACAGACAGCAGGCGUGGGUCCACUACUGGUACCGUACUACCGGCAAAUGCUGCCGAUACUAAACCUGUUCAAGAGCAAACGACGAAAUCUCGGAGAUGAGAUCGACUUUCGACAACAACGCCUACAAGAUCUCGGUGAGGUGAUCAUGGAAACCCUCGAGAUGCUGGAACGGACUGGAGGGGAGGACGCGUUUAUCAACAUCAAGUACAUGGUUCCAACCUACGAAAGUGCGAUAAAUUGA
Molecule: messenger RNA, 891 nt
Organism: Phytophthora infestans T30-4
Lineage: Eukaryota; Oomycota; Peronosporomycetes; Peronosporales; Peronosporaceae
Exons: 1
Coding region: 1-891 (296 amino acids)
Molecular function (GO): Hsp70 protein binding; Hsp90 protein binding
Source: RefSeq, a predicted model, not a curated record